AUGGGGAAGCCGCCACUCCGUCGCUGGCCAACGGCAGUGUUCUUCUUCAUGCUGAGCGUGGCCCAGGUCAACAGCACCACCAUCCUGCUGAUGAACCGAGGCCAGGGUGCGGCGGAGGGUCGUUUUGUCACCAUCAACGCCGGUGGUCGGCUGGGAAACAAACUGUGCCAGUACUGCUCGCUGUGGGCGCUACAGCGUGACUCGGCAGCUGCCCGACCCGCCUGGAUCCUCCCCGAGAUGGAGCGUUCGCUCGGGUCGCUAUUCGCCGGCCUGCAGCUGCCCACGCUGCCCGCACGCUGCCUGGAACGGCAUCAGGUGCCGUGGUACGACCCGAUCCUGCACCCCUGGAGCAGCGCGGCAUUCUGGCAGGUGUCCUACUUCCAGUACGUGAAGACCGGUGGCGGACCACCGCAUCGCCCCCUGCUGCUGCUCAACAGCCCGUGCGACAUGAUGCACUUUGAUCAGCACCGUACGGAGCUGCUGGAGCAGCUGCGUCUCCGUCCGGAGGUCCGGGACGAGGCGCAGCGCCGGCUCCGGCUGCACACGGACUUCCAGUGUCGCCGCCCGCCCGGCUGCACGUUCAUCGGUGUCCACGUGCGGCGCACCGACUACGCCAAACAGGUGCAGCUCAUGUACGACGGCACGCUGGUGGGUGAGGCUUACCUGAUGCGGGCACUGCAGCUCUGCCGCAGACGCUACCGACGGCCCGUCUUCGUCGUCUGCAGCGACAACCUGUCCUGGGUGCGGCAGCGGCUGCGAGGGCCCGACAUUGUGAUCGCCGGCUCCAGCGGUGACGGCUCGGCCGGCCGCGACAUGGCGCUGCUGGCCCAGUGUAACCACACUGUGGUAACGCACGGCACCUACGGCUACAUGUCGGCCUACCUGGCGCAGGGCGACGUGCUGGCACCCACCGGCUUCGGGCGGCGAGACGCCUUCCUCGCCGAGGCUAUGACGAAGAGGGGCCUCAACAUAACGGCUGUGCAGGCGUUUUAA
Amphibalanus amphitrite is the source of this 993-nucleotide messenger RNA. Its product is annotated as galactoside alpha-(1,2)-fucosyltransferase 2-like. Gene Ontology annotation, biological process: carbohydrate metabolic process. NCBI's taxonomy places the organism in Eukaryota, Metazoa, Arthropoda, Thecostraca, Balanomorpha, Balanidae. Gene Ontology annotation, molecular function: galactoside 2-alpha-L-fucosyltransferase activity. Gene Ontology annotation, cellular component: membrane. The record is from RefSeq and is a predicted model, not a curated record. The transcript has 2 exons. The coding region runs from base 1 to 993 and encodes 330 amino acids.